AGGGACCAGGGGACUUCCAGGGUUUCGAGGUGCUUCAGGGUUUCCAGGGUUUCCAGGGCCCAAAGGAGUAGCUGGAUCUCAGGGACCUGAAGGAGAGGAAGGGCAACUUGGUCCCCCUGGUCAAAAUGGCACAGAAGGUGCAAAGGGCAGUCGGGGUCCAGAUGGUGCAAAAGGAAGGCCAGGACAACGAGGAAAGCGGGGCCGGAUGGGCCAGCAUGGGCUUGUUGGAAUGCCAGGACCCCCAGGCUUACGAGGUGUUCCUGGGAUUGAUGGUCCAGAAGGAAAGCCUGGGUGUUGUUGGUGCCAUGGGGAGCUCUGAUCAACACGGCCUGACUGGCUUUGUGGGCUUUCAAGGUGACAGGGGACAUGAUGGACCUCCUGGAUCAAUGGGCUGUCCUGGCAAAACAGGGGUCAAUGGAGAACCAGGUUCACCAGGACUGAGGGGCCUUCCUGGCAAACCUGGUCUAGAGGGGCUACAAGGGAUUGUUGGCAUCAACGGCUAUCCAGGAUCAUUUGGCGACAGAGGAAAGCCUGGUCCCAGGGGCAAAAAGGGAGAGCCUGGAAUCCGAGGCUCCACUGGAUUUCCAGGCGAAUCUGGUUCCAAAGGUCCACCAGGGCCACCUGGCAUGAAAGGCCUUCCUGGCCCACAGGGCAGAAUGGGAGAUGUGGGCCCCAGGGGAUUUCCUGGAACCUUGGGACUUCCUGGCAUACAUGGACAAAAUGGCAUCCCAGGAAAGCAAGGACCAGCAGGAGAGGUGGGGUCCAUUGGUCCAGUGGGAGUGACUGGUCCAUCAGGGUACCCGGGAACAGAUGGGCCAACAGGUCUAGUGGGGCCCAUUGGAGAGAAAGGAGAAAAGGGUGCCUCUGGAGGCCUUGGUGCAGCUGGUGUCAGUGGGCUGGAUGGAGAACAGGGUGUCCCAGGCUUACCUGGAGUGGAAGGUCAACCUGGGUUAAAGGGGGAACAGGGUAAUAGAGGAGCCCCGGGGGUUCCAGGAGUUCAAGGUGGCAUUGGAGAGACCGGAGAGAAGGGCCCAGAAGGGCAGCCUGGUGGAUAUGGAGAGCUAGGGAAAGAGGGUGACGAUGGGGACCCUGGAGAUCCGGGGGAUCCGGGACCAAAGGGGAAAAAGGGCAGCAAUGGCAGCAGAGGACCUUCAGGGCUGCCUGGGCCACGUGGCACUAUGGGGCCAGUUGGUGGAAAAGGUCGCAGAGGAGAAAAGGGACAAGAAGGUUUCUUGGCAAGUACACUAACAGCAUUCCAACUAAUGAUGCAGGGAUGGAGACUACAACACCCAUCAGCCCCUGCAAACCUGGCUGAACAGUCAUAGACAAAAGGAGAGGGAGUUGAUACCCACAAGUCCCACUGCUGUGCCGGGAUUUCUCUAGUUUGUGAACCUGGACCUACAGAAUCAGAAAUGUAUUUAUUUGUUUACAGAUUUCUAGGCCACCCUCCAUUCUGAUGAAUUCCAGAGCACCAUACAAUAUUUCUUUACCAAAAGAAAUUUAAAAAAAGAAACAGGAGCAAAACAUUCCAGCAAUAUAACAACAUCCUUUGUAACAA
Zootoca vivipara (common lizard) is the source of this 1558-nucleotide messenger RNA. NCBI's taxonomy places the organism in Eukaryota, Metazoa, Chordata, Lepidosauria, Squamata, Lacertidae. The record is from RefSeq and is a predicted model, not a curated record.